This is a messenger RNA of Pelmatolapia mariae (spotted tilapia), 5584 nucleotides long. It is a transcript of the gene pcdh10a, whose product is annotated as protocadherin 10a. The record is from RefSeq and is a predicted model, not a curated record. Gene Ontology annotation, molecular function: calcium ion binding. The transcript is spliced from 4 exons. The coding region runs from base 548 to 3709 and encodes 1053 amino acids. Gene Ontology annotation, cellular component: plasma membrane. Gene Ontology annotation, biological process: homophilic cell-cell adhesion. Lineage: Eukaryota; Metazoa; Chordata; Actinopteri; Cichliformes; Cichlidae.
CCGAGCUGAGAACAUCAUCCGCUUUGAGCGCUUAGGCGCAGUGAUUACAUCCUCGUAGAGAAAGAUAGGGAGAAAGUCGUGUUAUUCGCCAGGCUUUCUUUAGUUAUAUUUGUUGCUGAUUUCGGUUGUGCAUAAAUAGGACUUUUUGCGUUCUUUCUCUGCUGGUGUGGAAUUUCCUGUUUUGUUUUGUGACUUUUUUUCUGUGAAGAAGGGGCAGUCUGUUCUGUGCAGAGGCUAUGAGUUGGCUAUGCGUCCUGGCUCCAGCCUGCAAUGUUUGCGCUGACGCCAAAACUCACAGACCGGUGCUGAAUUGAUUAAAACAGAGAAGCUCGGAUCAAAUGGCUGUGCUUCUCACAGCUGAAACGACACAAUGUUCCACUGACCUGAGGCAGAGGAGAGGAAUUUCAAAGUCGUGCAGCCUUGUUGCUGUUUAUUUCACUGCCCUUUUACGGACAGAGAAAAUGGGAAAUGCUCAUUUCUUGUGAGAAGAGGGAAUAACAUUUAUUUUUUUUCCGUUUUGAAGUGCACUUGGACAGAGGCAGAGGAGAUGAUUUGGUUAAUAUUCCUGCUCUCCACUCUGGAUGGAGCUGCCUCUCAGCUACGCUACACCGUGCCAGAGGAGCAGGAACCGGGCUCUGUGGUUGGGAAUAUUGCAGAGGAUUUGGGGCUGGACAUUACCAAACUUUCCGCUCGCCACUUUCAGACUGUGCCUAGUUCACGGACACCUUAUCUGGAGGUGAACUUAGAGAACGGUGCGCUCGUGGUGAAGGAAAAAAUUGACCGGGAACAAAUUUGUAAGCAGACCACCCAGUGCCUAUUGCACCUGGAGGUGUUUCUGGAAAAUCCAUUGGAGCUCUUUCGCGUGGAGAUUGAGGUGAUGGAUAUCAACGACAAUCCACCCAGAUUUCCUGAAACAGACAUUUCUGUGGAAAUCUCGGAAAGCGCUAUUCCCGGGACCCGUUUCCCGGUGGAGAACGCCUUCGACCCUGACGUUGGCACAAACGCGCUCAGUACAUAUGCCAUAACGAAUAACAACUAUUUUUACCUUGACGUGCAAACACAGAGCGACGGGAACAAGUUUGCGGAGCUGGUAUUGGAGAAACCGCUGGACAGAGAGCAGCAGGCAGUGCACCGCUAUGUGCUGACGGCUGUGGAUGGGGGCAUCCCGCAGCGGACCGGGACGGCUCUCUUGGUCGUUAAAGUUCUGGACUCUAACGACAACGCGCCCACGUUUGACCAGUCCGUGUACACGGUUAAUCUGCGGGAAAACUCACCCGUGGGCACUCUCGUGAUUCAGCUCAAUGCUACUGAUGUUGAUGAGGGACAAAACGGAGAGAUCGUUUAUUCUUUCAGCAAUCAUAACACACCGCGGAUAAAGGAAUUAUUCAACAUUGAUGCCAGAACGGGUAGGAUAGAGGUAGCGGGUGAGGUGGACUAUGAAGAGAGCGUCACGCACCAGAUCUAUGUUCAGGCUAAAGAUCUGGGAGCUAAUGCGGUCCCCGCGCACUGCAAAGUGCUUGUCAAACUCGUGGACGUGAACGACAACACACCAGAGAUCGGUUUCAGCACUGUGACUGAAUCUGUGAGCGAGCAGGACGCCCCGGGCACCGUGAUCGCACUUUUUAGCGUCUCGGACAGGGAUUCUGAUGAGAAUGGACAAAUGAGCUGUGAAAUUUUAGGGGAUGUUCCUUUUAAGCUGAAAUCUUCCUUUAAAAACUAUUACACCAUUGUGACAGACGGACCGUUGGACAGAGAGAACACAGAUUCAUACACCAUAACCGUGGUGGCUAAAGACAAAGGUCAGCCUUCCCUGGCUACCAGCAAGUCAAUUAAGGUGCACGUCUCCGACGAGAAUGACAACGCGCCCCGAUUUACGCAGGCUGUUUAUGAUGUAUAUGUGACUGAGAAUAACGUGCCCGGUGCUUUCAUUCACGCCGUGAGCGCUUUGGACCCCGAUGUAGGACAAAAUGCUCUUAUUACCUACUCCAUAUUGGAGUGUGACAUACAGGGCAUGUCCGUGGACACGUAUGUGUCAAUAAAUCAGGACACUGGCUACCUUUACGCACUACGCUCUUUUGAUUACGAGCAGCUGAAGGAGUUCAGUUUCAUGGUCCAGGCUAAGGACUCAGGUGCUCCCGAGCUCUUCUCUAACGCUACUGUAAAUGUGAUCAUAGUUGACCAAAAUGACAACGCUCCUACUGUGAUAGCCCCUAUCGGCAAAAACGGCACAGCCAAAGAGCACCUGCCACGCUCUGCGGAGCCAGGCUAUCUAGUGACGCGCAUUGUGGCCAUGGAUGCAGAUGAUGGCGAGAACGCACGCCUGUCAUAUAGCAUCCUACGGGGCAACGAGAUGGGAAUGUUCCGCAUGGACUGGAGGACAGGGGAACUACGAACAGCCCGCAGGAUAUCUCCCAAACGGGAUCCCCAGGGCUACUAUGACCUGCUGAUCGAAGUGAGGGACCACGGGCAGCCACCUCUGUCCUCCUCUGCCAGUGUGAGUGUAAUUUUGGUGGACAGCGUGAAUGAAGGCCGCGGUGUCGAUCGCGGCUCAGCUUCCAAGACAAAAGAGACCUCCCUUGACCUCACCCUAAUUCUCAUCAUUGCCCUGGGCUCUGUUUCUUUUAUCUUCCUACUGGCCAUGAUCGUGCUGGCCGUGCGCUGCCAAAAGGACAAGAAGCUCAACAUAUACACGUGCCUGCUUGCUGGUGACUGCUGCCUGUGCUGUGGCUCGUGCUGCAGCAGGCAGGCUCGUGGCCGGAAACAGAAAAAGCUAAGUAAAUCCGACAUCAUGUUAGUUCAGAGCACCAAUGUAACGUCAGGAGUCGGGCCCGUGGGGCAGGUGCCCGUGGAGGAGUCUGGUGUAGGCGGCGUAGGAGGGGGGUUCGGCUCCCACCAUCACCAAAACCAGAAUUCCUACUGCUACCAGGUGUGUCUGACACCGGAAUCUGCCAAAACGGAUCUGAUGUUUCUGAAACCAUGCAGCCCCUCUCGCAGCACUGACACAGAUCACACCAACCCCUGCGGCGCCAUAGUCACUGGUUACAGUGACCAACAGCCGGACAUCAUAUCUAAUGGCAGUAUCCUGUCUAAUGAGACAAAACACCAACGAGCAGAACUCAGCUAUCUUGUGGACAGACCCAGACGUGUCAACAGUUCGGCAUUUCAAGAAGCAGAUAUUGUUAGCUCCAAAGACAGUGGUCAUGGUGACAGCGAACAGGGUGACAGUGACCACGAUGCCACAAACCGGGGUCAUUCAGCCGGCACUGACCUGUUCUCCAACUGUACAGAAGAGUGCAAGGCCCUGGGUCACUCUGACCGCUGCUGGAUGCCAUCCUUUGUGCCAUCAGAUGGGCGUCAGGGGCCGGACUACCGUAGCAAUCUGCAUGUCCCCGGCAUGGAUGCCACACUGCCCGACACUGAGGUACCCUCCUCUGUCAACCUCUCCGACCAACUCACCAUGACCUCGUCCACUGCCUCGUCCAACGAUAGGUCAUUCUCCACCUUUGGCAAGGACGGCCAAAGGUCACAGUCACACCACAGCCUUCACCAUCAUCUCCAUCAGCAGCAACAGCAGUACAGCUCCAGCACGCUAGAGAGGAAAGAGUAUGAUAGGGGGACCCUACCAUACAAACCCACCUUUCUCUGUGAGUAUCAGUAUGAAAGGUCCCUGGGACCCUAUGACUUUGGUCUGGUCCAGUACAGAUACUAAAGGAGGGGACAAUGAAUCUGCCUCUUGAUUCUGAUCUGGACUUUUUUAAUGAUGUUCAUCAACUUUUAUUUCUUCUUUUAUUAAGGAGUUUAAAAUUACGGCUUUAUCUUUUGUUGUAUCGUUAUGUUAAGUUUUUUGAUUUUGUUUUUUUUGUAAAUUAUCAUUAAUUUUAUCAAUUGUAAAAUGCAAACUAUUUCUAACUGUCCUUCUCCAAAAGACACUUAAAUUUUUAAUCCAACCUCACCCUAACCCUAAAUGCUGCUUGUAAUUAUGUGACUUAUUCUAAAAUAAUAAUAAAAAAAAUGAAUUGGACUUGUGUUAAUUUGCUGUUGCCCCGUUCUUUUUCCUUUUCUCCAAAUUCUCCCCUCAAAAUCCUUUUUAUCUGAUGCUCAUAUAAGUAAAGGUUGUCAAAACAAGCACACGUCAUGUUUCCACAUAUCUACAUUGUGUGAUUGGAGCACGCAAAGAGCAAACAAAAGACAGAUCAUCUCAUGAUGUAGAGGACAUCUUUUUCCAUUUGCUCAACAUUGGUUUUGCUCGAGCAUGAUGACUUCCCUACUGAAUAGCUCAAAAGGUGAAACACAACCCACGCUGCUGCUUCUUCUUCACAAGGACUGAAGUCCAUUUUGUUCUACAAAGGAACUGUUGAGUAUCUAUACUUGCUUGCUUGUGGAUCAAUACAUGACAUAAAGAAGAGUGGGUGAGAUGGGCUGUCAACAAUGAGGUCAAAAUAUUUCAGUUGGCAAUGUCACGUACACAAGUUUUCUGCAAGAAGGCAGGAAACUAUUGCAGUAUAAAGUAAGUUUAAUUUGGCAAAAGAAACAUAUUGAUAAUCACUGAAUCACUAAAAUUGAGACUUCAGUUUCCAGUUUGCAUUUCUAAGGAAAGCAAGGGAAAAAAAAGGAUGGCUGGACACUUCUUAGCACCUUCAAUUGCUUUCCAGGCUCCCACAUUACAUGAAUAUUCUAUUAGCUCUAAGAGUAGAGAAUGGAUUCGAUAUACACAUUCAGUAGAGAAGUCAUUUCCAGUCAAGUCACCAUCAUGUUAACCACCACCCUCCAUGAUACUGCAUGCUGACUGUGGGCUGUCUCUCAGGUAAACGAUGAGCACCAUAACCUGCUUUUUUCUUGUUUGUGACUUAACAGAGGCAAGCAAUCUUCUUCUUGCACAUCAGGUCUGUGUGAAAAAUAAUUGGUAUUUAGCCUUUAGGUGCUAGAGCUUGUUUUGCUCCAAAUAUAGCUGCCUGUGCGUCUGCUCAUCUCGUCUGCCUUGCAGGGUUAGGAUAAAUGUGCUCCAUAUUCGCUCAGUCCAAAACUCACAACUUUAUUUUAUUUCAAUUUACUUUUUUGAUGUUACCUCCAUUUUUUCUUAUCAGUUGAAAUAAAUGGACCCGCUGUGCCACAGCAAAGGUUUUGCUGUUCAUCAUUCUGUAAGAAAAUAGGCUAUCAGAAUAGUCCCAGAAGCUGAGACUUUAUUAAACAAUAGGCAAUAUGUUCUACUUUUAAAAAUAGCAUCUUAUGCUGCUAUGGCAAUACUCUGAUCACCAGGGUUGUCUUGAUAAAGGAUUUAUAAAUGUUUAAUGAUCCAUUUAUAGAUAAUUAAUGAAUCAAUUAGUGCUCUGUGUAUUUUCUACGCAUACAUCAUGUAGCCACCAAAUUUUGGAGCAUUUAUCUUCACUGAUAGACAUGUUUUUACCCAAUUCCCAAAUUAGUUUUACAAUUAUGCUGUGAGAACCAGCCUCUAGGGUGUAUAAAUAACUUCACAGAGAGUCCUUUGUGGCACGUAUCCUUCAAGAGAUGGUAUUUCGAGCCGCCUGUGUCACUAAAAAGCCUCGAGGGAAAGGGUGUCUUUUGUCUUAACGAGUGUGUUCUCUGU